Somion occarium is the source of this 2934-nucleotide messenger RNA. The record is from the annotation of a GenBank genome assembly. NCBI's taxonomy places the organism in Eukaryota, Fungi, Basidiomycota, Agaricomycetes, Polyporales, Cerrenaceae.
GUGCAAAACCUUCGAGGCACUUGCCGAAUUUUGCCACAAUGUGGUUGACUCGAUCUUUCAUGAAUCACGACGACUGCUUGCUUGGAAAACCCAAACAACCGCUGAUUUCCGUAUGCUUUGAUACGAUGUCGCCCAGCUGACACCUCUAGCGCUACGGUGUUGUCCUUGGCCGUGGUAGAUGCGACCAUAGUGACAACGCCAUAGGCUGGGGAGACCUAGUGCAUAGCACUUAGCACUUUUCAUCCGUGUGCUCACAACUUCUGCGCAAUGUAUCCGAAACAAGAUCGUACCCCACAUGAUGUGGAGGCUACCAACGUUGAAUCUGGUCACGUAUCCGGGCAGUCGGACGAGGUUAAGGUCAAUGGAAUUCGCAAAACCUCAGUGGAAUACUGGGUAGCCAAAGCAGAGGAUGUCAAGGAUUUUAUAAUUGGCCCAAAUCGGUCUCAUUUCAGCACAGAUGCCUCUGGAGACCCCCACGAGGACUCAAACGCAUACACCUCUCCAAACGAAAAGUUGUGGUCGAUGUACAAUGAAGAAGCAGCUGCAUAUGACAAAUCUCUGGUAGAAUACCUGGCCGGCGAUAUGAAUGCUUUGGUCACAUUUGCUGGUCUGUUCUCCGCCGCUGUUACCGCGUUCAUUAUAGAGAGCUACAAGGCGUUGGAUCAGGACUCCGGCGAUGUCACCAAUCUUUAUUUGAGACGUAUUUCGCUUCAACUUGCCGCAAUGACCAACGCUUCAGUAACGAGUCUCCCGCCUCUCGAUCCACCUCCGUUUGCGCCCAGUCAUUCCGCUGUACUGGUGAAUAGGCUUUGGGUUAGCAGUUUGGUUAUCAGUCUAGCUUGUGCUCUUGGUGCACUGCUAGUUCAAUCAUGGACAAGACGUUAUACAGACCUGGUGACAAGCGCAAAGGGCGGCGCCGAUGCGAGGGCGCAUGUCCAUGCUUUCCUUCGUGAAGGCAUUGCACGAUGCGGCCUUGGCCCUCUUACAGUUGGCCUCCCCGCAUUCAUGCACGUUGCGUUGUUCUUGUUCUUCGCAGGCCUCAUAGAAUUUUUCCUGCCAAUCAACGCCCAAGUUGCUCAUGUGACAGCGGGGCUUGUUGCGGUUUGGGCGGCUGCCUACUUGGUCUUCACGCUGAUUGUGUUCAAGAUUCACAAUGCGCCUUUCAUCACUCCGGUGACGCCCGUCAUUCGAUUAAUACUCAUUUUUCCCAUCUUCGCCGGCGUAUCCAUCAUGCGUAUCCUGAUAUCAACCUUAAACGCCGUCCCACGCAUGCUUCAUAUGGAUAAAUUCACCAAUAUGACGGAAACCGAAUGGCUUAGAAUAAGCGCAACGCUAGGCCGAUACCGAAAGUUUAUCGAUGGCGAUGUCUUCGACAAGAAUCACUUCACACCCGAGAGAAGAUAUCGUGCCAUACGAUGGCUCAUGAAGCAUAUAGUCCACUAUGACGGCUUCUGCCGCCUCUUCGACAUCUUGGCUAAUCUAGCAACAACCGUCGACGCCUCUCAGCAAACGAUGACUUUCGAUGCCAUUUUUUGUCUUAGCAACCACUCACACAUCUUCGGUCACGGCAUUGGAUCCCAUAUUGCUCACCUUCUUCACUACUCGGCCGAUCUCGAGGAAACUUCCCGUAAAGAACAAUAUGUCCUAUCCAGCACAUCAUUAGUGUGUGUUUUGGCCAUGCACAGCAACAGGGUUGAGCGCCUUAAGCACGCCGAUACUAGACCAAGAAGCACGGUCUGGUUGGAGCUGUGUCAAUCACGACUGCUUGGUGCUUUAGGCAAACUUGGAAAGGACCACAAUCCUGCUGUCGCUCUAGCUGCAAGGAGUACUGGCAUCAUGCUGGUAUGCCGAACGAUCCAAGAUCUCUUCCAUCGGGUCAGCAGCCAAGACGUUACUGUCUUCGCACCACCUGAUUGGACAUUCUGGCAAGUUAUCGCAGCGCUAGGCAUGGAUCGUCAAGAGAGUGAUGCUACAGUGAACUUAGUCGAAGAGCUCGCAGAAUUCUCGGUGAUAUUCCAGUUGUUCCCACAGCCCAAUAAAGAAGACCUUGACAGCAUCAGCAAAGCCCACAUCACGUACAGCAACCCCAACCCGACGGCUGGUCGUCGAAUUGAAGCUAUAAUUGAAAAUGGGCAGAUGCCGCUCACAGGGAAACGCCUACUUUACGAAUGCUCUUUGGAAGCUUUGAACCGAUUCCUAGAGGACAUCGCUUCGCGCCACACAAUGGUGAAUACGCGCUUGCGCGAGACUCUUCGUGUUGCAUUAGAAGCUUGGGAUUCAGAUUAUCAGUCGGAAGUUGAUGAGAGGCGUGUGGACCAUGGGCAUCCUCAAAACUCCUUAUCGGGUUCCAUUUCCCCCAUAAUCAGCGUCUCUGCAGCUCCCAUAGGUUCUCUCUUGACACCCGGCGCGGACAGAAAGACACAGCAGUCGUUCAUCGCAAACCUCCAGAAAAUAUUCAAUCGACAGUCUUUUUAUGACACAAACGAUACAGUGGCCGCGUCGGAGAUUUUUGGAUGGCUGAGUGACAUGGAAAAUCUCCUCGACAAUCUCUUCGACACAUUGGAUCAGGACUUUGCGCAGGAGGGCAGGACUGCACUAGAUCGUUUCCGUAUCGCUAAGGCUGAAACUGAAGUACCACACUAACGCCAUAUCUCUGCUUUCACAACAGUCUUACUUGCCAGUGCUUCGGAUCCUGCCAUUCCCAGGCUGGAUGAAACUAUCUUCGUCUCUUCUCAGCGGCUACAUUUGACUUUAGGCGUCAUGUCCUUAGAUCUUGCAGACGCCCUCCUCCCUGUCUCGUGACAACAAACUACGACUAUUUUCAAAUUCAAUCAGCUGUGCCUCUGGAACACUGCGACAGAAUGUUACUGUCGACCGCUGGUUUCUCCAAUGAGACAUAUUCCCUGCUUGCUGUCAAGGCACAAAUCAGAUGUG